ACGUCCUUGACAGGUUCUCAGAAGGCAUGCGCGUAGCGUCACCUGCGGUUUCAGCUGAGUUUGGCUUCACUGACGGGACCAGGGCGGAAACGGAAGGGCUGGGAGCUCUGGGACCGAAUCUGCCGCUUGUGGGGUGACAGGGAACCAUGAGCUGUACCAUAGAGAAGGUUCUGGCCGACGCUAAAGCCUUAGUGGAGCGACUGCGGGAACACGAUGGGGCGGCAGAAGUGCUUAUUGAGCAGACGACUACGCUGAAUAAACGAGUGGAAGCCAUGAAACAGUACCAAGAGGAGGUCCAGGAGCUGAAUGAGAUCGCGCGGCACCGCCCACGUUCUACUCUGGUCCUUGGCAUCCAGCAAGAGAACCGGCAAAUUCGCCAACUUCAGCAGGAAAACAAAGAGUUACGCACCUCCCUAAAGGAGCACCAGUCGGCCCUGGAACUCAUCAUGAGUAAGUACCGGGAGCAGAUGUUCCGCCUGCUGAUGGCCAGCAAAAAGGACGACCCCGGCAUUAUUAUGAAGCUGAAAGAGCAACAUUCCAAGGAGCUUCAGGCCCACAUAGAGAAAAUCACCGAAAUGACUGCGGUAAUGAAACGGGCCAUUGAAAUCGACGAGCAGCAGGGUAACCAAGAGCACGACCGCAUCGUUAAACUGGAGGAAAACAAGUGGCUGAGGAAAACCCUACAGAUCACCCGAGCAUCUUUCCUUAAUCUGCACAAAGAAGACGCGGCGGAAAGCUCCUCCCACUCUGCGUCGUCGGUCCCCAACACCGACCUGAGCUUAAGGAAAAGCUGAGCGCCCCCCCCCCCGGGCCCCCCAGUUUCUACCUGUUGUACGGGCGGAACCAGCCGGUGCCAUUGGAUCACUGGGUGUUUGAGCAGCAGCACCCGGAAUGUAAAUAGCGGCUACAUUUUAUGUCUGUGUGUGCGCCGGAUCAGCGCCGUUUCCUAUUGGUCCUCCGGCGACUCCAGAAGGUGAGAGAGCUUAUAUUUUAACUCGUUCUGGAGCAAAAGGAAAUAUUUUAUGAAAACCCGAAGUCCAUGAAGUGCUGUUUUAUAGAAUAUAUGGAUAUAUUGUAUCCACAAACAUUCCAGCGAUCCUUAUAUUACUGUGCUAGGGGGUAAAAUGGCUGCAUUUGCUUGUAUUGCUCUCCGUAUGCAAACAAUACAAUCCCAUUGGCUGGCAAUAUCAUUCCUGGGAAUUGGCCAAUGAUGAAUGAGCAGGGGCACCCUAACCAAUAAGGGCCACCCAGCAAAAAAAAAACUGUUUUUGCAACACCCCCAAGUGAACACAGUCAGGAUACUGAGUCUGUGACAGUAGAGCUGUCCCUGGUGCAUACUUACCUUUGCCUAAACCAACAAUAAAAUGUUCAUGGUUUCUUCUA
Xenopus tropicalis (tropical clawed frog) is the source of this 1383-nucleotide messenger RNA. It is a transcript of the gene fgfr1op2, whose product is annotated as FGFR1 oncogene partner 2. The record is from RefSeq and is a predicted model, not a curated record. Bases 147 to 794 code for a protein of 215 amino acids. Lineage: Eukaryota; Metazoa; Chordata; Amphibia; Anura; Pipidae. The transcript has 6 exons. Gene Ontology annotation, cellular component: cytoplasm.